UCUACAGUCUCUCAUAUCUCUCUCUCUCUCCACUAUUUUUUCUCCACUUGCUCACAUUUCCCGGCGGCUAACCCGGCAAAUCCGGCGACACAAACCUGAAUUUCAAUAAAAUAUGAUUCGAAUAGAAUGACUAGUCAUCUUCGGAGGUCGCUAUCGCCAUGUCAGACUGCUUCUCCGACCUCCUCUGCGCCGAGUCCUCCACUAGUAUUAUCUCCCCCGGCGGCAGAGAUUACUCAUCGGAUCUCGAUUAUCGGCCGCCGGACGCCGUGGAGUCCAUCGCCGGACUGUUGGAAGACGAGAUGGAUUUAGCCGGACUCAGUAGCUCCCACGCCGUCGAUCAGGCUAUCGAUGCGUCGAUUAGAUCGGAGUUUAUCGCAUGGAUUCUCAAGGUGCAUCGAUAUUACGGUUUUCAGCCGUUAACGGCGUAUCUCUCCGUCAACUAUUUUGAUCGAUUCGUUUGCUGCCAUCACUCGCCGAAAAUGAGUGGAUGGCCACUGCAACUACUAUCAGUUGCAUGUUUGUCUUUAGCUGCAAAAAUGGAGGAACGUCUAGUUCCUUCCCUUUUGGAUCUUCAGGUUGAAGACGCAAAAUAUAUUUUUGAACCAAGAACUGUUCAAAGAAUGGAGCUUCUUGUUCUAAGAGUCUUGGAUUGGAGACUUGGAUCAUCCAUCUCCCCAUUUUGUUACCUCUCCUUUUUCGCGCACAAGAUUGAUCCAUCUGGAAUUUAUACUGACUUCCUCACUACAAGGGCCAAAGAAAUCAUCUUCUCAACAAUUCAAGAUACCAGCUUGCUUGAGUGUAGGCCAUCUUGCAUUGCUGCUACAGCAAUUCUGUGUGCAGCAAAUGAUUUGCCGAAAUUCUCUCUCAUCACUGCUCACCAAGCUCAGUCAUGGUGUGAUGGACUCAACAAAGAUGAAAUUAUGAUGAUUCGGUUGAAAAUGAAGGCAAAGAAGCCGCCAAAGAUAUUCCCAGAGAUUCCAGUGACAUACAGAGCAAGCACUGAUUCAUUGUCUUCUUCAUCUUCAUCUUCAUCUUUUAAGAGAAACAGUGGUGGGAUGGAUGAAAAUGAAGGGACUCGGGUUAAAUAUGAGCAUGAGUUGCAUAAUUAAAGGAAAAAAAAAGAGAGUGGGUUCUAGAAUAAUAAUAAUAUAUCCUUAAUAUUUAUUAAAAAAGUUUGAAUAGUCUUGUGAGAUUUAAUUAGAGACAAAGUUUGCAGGAUUUCCAGUUUAUGAAACUGUUUUAGUACUAUAGUGGGGACUGGGGUAUGAAUGAAUUGAAUUCAAUUGUGGCAUUCAUUACUGAAUUAAUAGAGAUUGGUGGGACCAAAAAUGGCUGUGAAAAAUCAAUCGAGAGAGCAGAAUUUGAGUGAGGCUGCAGCUAUUUAGUGUGAGCCGAGGCUCCAUUAAUUCAUGAAUAUUUAUUCAUUUUCCAUGUUUUUUUAGUGAUGAGUAUGCAGCGUGUACGUGUGGGAAUUGUCAUUUUUUUUUAUAUUUGUAUAUAUUUGGAUUUUCUUCCUAUGAUUAAUAUUUGUUUCACAA
Salvia splendens (bonfire salvia) is the source of this 1538-nucleotide messenger RNA. Its product is annotated as cyclin-D1-1. Bases 159 to 1109 code for a protein of 316 amino acids. The record is from RefSeq and is a predicted model, not a curated record. The transcript is spliced from 6 exons. NCBI's taxonomy places the organism in Eukaryota, Viridiplantae, Streptophyta, Magnoliopsida, Lamiales, Lamiaceae.